Penicillium arizonense is the source of this 3105-nucleotide messenger RNA. Its product is annotated as exocyst subunit SEC5. Gene Ontology annotation, biological process: exocytosis; Golgi to plasma membrane transport. NCBI's taxonomy places the organism in Eukaryota, Fungi, Ascomycota, Eurotiomycetes, Eurotiales, Aspergillaceae. The transcript is spliced from 2 exons. The record is from RefSeq and is a predicted model, not a curated record. Bases 1 to 3105 code for a protein of 1034 amino acids. Gene Ontology annotation, cellular component: exocyst.
AUGGCCGACCUCGACGUCGCGAGCCACUACAACCUCCCUUCAGAGUUCCCCGAAGAAUGGCCGGCAGCUCUGGACGAAGCCGAUCAGCUUGACGAAGAGCCCCUCCAGAGAGCAGACUCUCGUCCGCGUAAAUCGCGAUACUUCGCCCUUGAACGCAGUCCCAGUGAUUGGAGAAACAACUUUGGUUCACGACGAGGGAAGGAAGGCAGAGACAAUGCGCAGAGUGAUGAACCCGACCCAUUGGGGACAGGCGACAGCGUCCUUCGCAUCCUCAAGCAGCGCGGGGUACCCCUAGAGGAGGAAGGUGGCCAGCGAUCCCGGUUCCUGCUAUCAUCGACGUCGUUCUCCCCCGCACUCUUCCUGUCGCAAGUGCAUUCCCAGGCAUCCAUCGAAUCGCUCAUGGGUGGCUUGGACAACCUCUCGCAAUCGAUCGAUCAAAAGUCCGCGUCGCUGAAAGUAUUGGUAGAGGCCAACUUCGAACGUUUCGUCCGCGCCAAGGCAACCAUCGAUGCCGUCUACACUGAGAUGAGGAACCAGGGCAUGGAGAAGGAACCAACCCUAGCUCCCCGCAGGUCAGGACACUUCCGGAGCUAUUCAGGUCAAAACCGCAGUCCAUCACCAGCUCCAGUGGUGACUCCCAAGAAAACGGCGCUCACGAAAGAGAGCGAGUACGGCAUGAAGGGUAUCCGAGGUCCUUUGGUGGAAGCUUCUGUCAAGGCUGAGGAGGUAUGGGGGCCAGCUCUUGGAGGUCGAGAACGAGAACAGGUACUGAAGUCGGUGGUUGAGACGAUGGAGAAACACCGUGAAGCCUAUGAGAUUGGAAGUCUUCUGUCCAAGUCUAUCCAACAACGAGAUUACGAUUCUGUUUUCGAGCAAUAUACCAGAGCCAGGACGCUCGCCAAUGGAGCUAAGAAUAUCGCAGACCAAGCUUCCAGCACCCGUCGGCAACUGAACGACUCUGAAACGCAUACUAUCUUGACCAUGGGCCGCAUGUGGAUGGAUGUUGACCAACAAAUCCAGGAUUUCAAACGCGAUCUCUGGAGGCGACUUAGUGAUGCACCCACUACAUCGACCACGAGCACUGCCUCUGGGCCUGUGGAAGAGCAUAUGGAACUGAUCGGGGCUUUGCUGGAACUGGGCGUCGAGGACAACCCUAUUUGGACGUGGCUUCAAAGUCGCUAUGAAUUCCUGAAAUCUAAGAUCACAUUAUUCUGUGACCGAUGCAAGGUCGAAAUUGAAAUAUUGAGAAGACGACUUGCUGCUGGAGAGAGGCCAACUCCACAGGCUACGGCAUCCUACCUUCGCCUGGCACCUCGUGAUGGCUCAGCAGAUUCGCCGGAGAGACUGGACACUGAUCAAGUCAUCGAGCUCUGGGAAUGUGUACAAGCGUUUUUAACCAGACUUCUUUCGUCGCAGAGCGGUUUACUGGGAGAGGUGUUGGAUUUCUGGGAAGUAGCCCAGUCUUUCAUCGAUGGCAAUCGACAACGGCUUCUACCUGUCGGUUUUGAGGGCGAGAGCCGCAAACACCACCGACUCUCAAGCAGCAGCGUCAAGGAGCUGGAGACAGGCGUUGUGGAAUUGGUCAACCUUAUUCGACAGAACGUCCUGGCCCUCUUCACAGAGCUUCCAACCGAAGAUGUCUCCUUGCUCUUUACCCCGGUUCCGGCAAGUCCAUCAAGCCCCGAGACAAGAGGCAUUACCCCAACAGAAUCUCGCUUCAAGCUGGAUCCGAAGAACCUACCAAUGCCUGCCCCGAAACUGGGAGAGCCCUGGGAGGAGUUUGCCUUCUGGCCGCCGUUCUCCAAUUCACUGAGUGGAGUGCAUUACUUGAGCAAAUUCCUCAUCAUCUUGGGGACCGCUGCCAGUGAAAUGGCGGCCCUACGGCCGGUUGCUAGCGCUGGGAAAUCGCAUGAUCUGCUCAAGUCUCUUGUGAGUGUAUCUAGGGAGCGUUGUGCCCGUGUGGCAUGCGCUGCUUGGAGCAAAGAUGCAGAGAUUUGCAAGAUGCUAGAAGAUUGGACCCGCGAUUUGGAUAAUCGAGAUCUAACCAAGAUGCCCGGGUUCUUUGUGGCUUUCGAGGGCGCUAUCCUUGCAGGCAUGCAGAAGAUCCUCUAUAUUUCAGAGGCAAUGGCAAAGCCAGGCUCUGUGGAUGUUAUCACUCAGCCGCCUGCGAAAUUGCUUCAAACGGUGCGCUCUCAAUUUGUAUCAAGUGUCUACAAAGCACUGAGCGGGCUGGUCGAAAAUGCUGAGCGUCCGACAAGUGUUGAGGAAGAGAAUGAAUGGGUCAUUGCUCGCCCAGCAAUCACGAGUCAAGCCACCGAUGCUGCCUUGUCUGUUCUGUCGGCGGAUUCUGUAGAUUCAUGCAACAGGAACGUCCGAAUCCUCCUCACCCUCUCAAAUCUCAAGGCCCUACAGGCUGAAUAUGUUCCACAACUAAUCUCCAACUUUGAGACUGCUUUCUCUGUCAAACUAACUGAAGAGGCCAAGACUGUCCGGGACGUACUCAGCCAAAUCGAAGACCGACUGUUCCAGUCAUAUGUCAACCCAACCACCACCAUAUUAAAUGAUACCAUCACCGCCGGCAUUGGAUCCCCUGACUGGGUGCCUUCGAUCGAUCGACCGGAGCAAGUUCGACCCUAUGUCUACAACACUAUGCUGACCAUGGUGCUCGUCCACACCGAGAUCUCCACGACCAUCCCGUCAACCGUAUCGCCGACCACCAACUUGCAUGUCUCCAAAGCAUCUUCUAAACUCUUGGCCACCGUAUUGACACACCUCGUGACGCAAAUUUGUUCAUCCCUGCUCGAGGCCUUCCGUGCUCGUUCCUCCUUCUCGCUAGCCGCUUUGAUGCAAGCAACCCUGGACACGGAGUUCAUCGCACAGUCACUAUCACAAUACGCAACCGAAGAAGCAUCAGGCAUGCAAAGCCAAAUCUACGUCGAGCUAGAUGCCCGCACAACAAACGAAGCACGGGUGAACCUCCAAUCCGAACUAGGAGAAAUGAGAGGCAUCCUGAAAAGACUCAGAGACAGGACGAAGGGCGAGUUUGCCUGUUUCAGGAAACGCAGCUCCAAUAGUUCCAAGUCCUCCAACACUCUACAGACAUAG